UGUUGGCCACCGUCACACAAUGCUGGCCUCAGAUGAUGAUGUGCUGCCCCCUCCUGGUGACAUCCAGGUCCUGUUGCUGACAUUAGAUUCAGUGUCUCUGAGCUGGAGUUCUCCUCAGGGGCUGACAGGACCACAGACAUUCAGAGUGACCUGGGGGUGUGACGGGGAAACAAGGUCAACAAGAGUGAAAGGUGGGCAUCAUCUUGAAAUAAGCAGUCUCCAACCUGGUAAAAAGUACCAGUUCAACGUGGCUACAGAGGGAGAAGAUGGAAGCCAAAGCAGAUGUGUCUCAGCAUCCCUAUCCACAGUGGUCCCACCCAGAGAUUUCAAGAUAGACCAUUUGGAAGAGACCUCCUUCACUCUCCACUGGUCCAAGACUGAAGGGAUGGGGAAAGUCCCACAGCACUUCUUCAUAUCCAACUGCAUUCCAGGAACAGACCCCCUCGCAGCCAUUACUGACGACUGCCACAAAACCUUCUCAAACCUGCAACCCGGCACAGAGUACACUGUUAGUGUUGCAACUGUGCUGAGCAAUGGGGAACAGAGUGAACCUGUCUCUACAACAAUCUGCACUAGUAAGAGAUCUUCCCCCAAUUACAGCUCAUCAUCUCUUUACCAGAAACUACAGUGAUUUUGUUGCAUUACAAAUAACAUUUUUGUUU
Molecule: messenger RNA, 662 nt
Organism: Coregonus clupeaformis (lake whitefish)
Lineage: Eukaryota; Metazoa; Chordata; Actinopteri; Salmoniformes; Salmonidae
Product: fibronectin-like
Exons: 3
Coding region: 20-631 (203 amino acids)
Molecular function (GO): protein binding
Source: RefSeq, a predicted model, not a curated record